This is a messenger RNA of Chelonoidis abingdonii (Abingdon island giant tortoise), 987 nucleotides long. Lineage: Eukaryota; Metazoa; Chordata; Testudines; Testudinidae. The record is from RefSeq and is a predicted model, not a curated record.
AUGGCAGUCAUUAUCCGUAGGCUGUCUGAAGUGUCCCCUGGUCACCAGGACGGAGGGAUCCGGGUGGUUUGUCGAUCUGCUGGUUGGUAUCCAGAGCCUGAGGUGCUGUGGAAAGAUUUCAAUGGGCGACGUUUACCAUCACUCUCUGAAACGACAUCCCGAGGGGAUGACAACCUGUUUGAAAUAGAAACUGCUAUCGUUGUGAAAAAACAUUCUAACCAAAACUUGUCCUGUUGCAUCAGGAACACCGUUCUCAAUCAAGAAAAGGAAUCGGCAGUUUAUAUAGCAGAUCCAUUUUUCCCGAGGGUGAAUCCUUGGAUGGUGGCGCUGAGUGUGAUCCUGGUGGUUUUGAUUGGUUUUAUUGGCCUCGCUGUUAAUCUCUUUAAAAUGAAAGAGAAACAAGAUAACGAAAUAAGGUGGAGAAGAUCUGUGGCACCUAUAGAAGAAGCGAAUGUGACGCUAGAUCCAGACACGGCUCAUCCUGAGCUUGUCCUGUCCAAAGAUCAGAAAAGUGUGAGAUGGGGAAACACAAGACAGCAACUGCUCAACACCCCUGAGAGAUUUGACACUGAGUCUUGUGUGCUGGGCUGUGAGGGAUUCACCUCGGGGAGAUAUUGCUGGGAGGUGGAGGUCAGGGGUGGGCGAUACUGGGCCGUGGGGGUAGCCAGAGAGUCUGUGAGGAGGAAGGAAGGGAUCAGCCAUAGCCCUGAGGAGGGGAUCUGGGCUGUGGAGCGGUGGGAGGGUCAGUUCUGGGCUCUCACCUCCUCUGAGACCCCCCUGCCCCUGAGCCAGGCCCCCAGCAGGAUCCGGGUUUGUCUGGACUGUGACCGGGGGCAGGUGACAUUUAUCGAUGCUGGUGACAAGGCCCCAGUCUUCACUUUCCUGCCAGGCUUUGUCCCUGGGGAGAGAAUCCGACCCUGGCUGGCAGUGUGGUGGGGUUCCCAGCUCAGACUGUGUCCCUGUGUGGCAGGAGGGAUAGCUCAGUGA